AUGGCGGCAUCACCAUUCUUCGUGGCCUCGGCAUGGAGCGCCACUACUUUUCGUUGGCUGGAUCCACUCUUUGCCACCGGGAACCGAAAGCCGCUCGAGCACUCCGACCUCGCAUCUCUCGGCGAAGUGAAUCUGGCGUCGGCGAGCUUGGACGCAUUCCAGAGGCAAAGACGCCGCCGCUGCGGCCCGGCGAUGAUCUCUUCCAGUCGCGGGCUGUCUCUAGCUUGGGUGUUGAUCCUGGCGCACUGGAAGCAAGUGAUGGUGACGGGCGGCCUCUCGCUGCUGCUGCUUCUCGUCUCGUUCGUCGGCCCCCUCUUGAUCGCCGACUUCGUGUCCCGGUCCCCGGCGGCCCGCGGAUACGCACUCGCGGCCGCCUUCAUGGCUGCUAAGCUCGCCACCAAUCUCCUGGAGCGGCAGCACAACUUUCGCAUCCAGGUGAUGGACCUCUGCGUCCAGUCGUCGCUCAAGGGGUUUGUGUUCUGGAAGGCGAUGGAGACGGGGGCGGCGGCGGCUCCAUCCAUCACCUUGGUGUCGUCGGACGUGCUCGAGGUGGGGGUCUUUUGCUGGCAUCUCCAUGACUUCUGGACGCUCCCGCUCCAGUUUAUCAUCGGGAUUCUGGUGCUCUACAGGGACGUGGGAGUCGCGGCCCUGGCCAGCUUUGUGUCGCUGGGAGUUUGCAUAGCGUGUAGCUUCCCGCUGGGAAAGAAGCAGGCAAGUUUCCAGGGGCGGGUCAUGAAAACCAAAGGCGCUCGCCUGAGAGCUACGUCCGAGGCGCUGAGGAGCAUGAGAACGCUCAAGCUCCACGGGUGGGAGACUAGCUUUCUCCGGGAGGUGGAGAAGCUUAGAGAUGGCGAGUACCAGGAGCUUCAGCGGUGUUUCUUUGUGCGAGCGCUGUCCAAGUUCGUGUUUAGAGUCACGCCCACGGUGAUGGCUGUCUUGACGCUAGUAAUGUCCGUCGUCAUCACCUCGUCUCGCCAUAGCUUGACGUCCGGAAAGCUUCUCUCCACGCUCGCGGUGUUCCGGCUCCUCCAGAACGUCCAGAGCAAGCUCCCGGGGUUUGCUUCUUCGGUGGUGGAUGUUUGGGUGUCGCUGGAUCGGCUGUCAGAGUUUUACCAACGCGAGGACGUGACUUUCCAACCCAAGCAGCUCAUGAGCGGUGGAAGAAACGCCAUCGAGAUAAGUCGAGGGGUGUUUAGCUGGGAUAGAAAUGCCGCCACCCCCACACUCGAUGCCGUCACUUUGGACGUGGUGGAGGGAAGCUUUGUAGUCGUCUCUGGAGGAGUUGGAUCGGGGAAGUCGAGCUUGCUCUCGUGCAUCCUCGGCCAGAUUCCAAAGCUUUCUGGAGAGGUGCGAGUGAGAGGCACCACAAGCUACACUUGCCAAUCAGCGUGGAUCCAGAACGCGACCAUCAAAGAGAACAUACUCUUUGACAGCGCCAUGGACAAGCCCAGGUACGAGAGGGUCAUUGCGGCAUGCCAGCUGAAGAAAGAUCUAGAGAUGCUAAGUCACGGCGACGGAACUCACAUUGGAGAUCGAGGAGUAAACCUGAGCGGAGGCCAGAAGCAACGGCUUCAGCUUGCAAGGGCCGUGUACAAAGACGCGGACAUUUAUCUCUUGGACGACCCCCUCAGCGCUCUGGACGUAAAAACCUCCAACUUGAUACUCAAGGAAUGCAUUCUCGGACUGCUGCAAAACAAGACAGUGUUGCUGGUAACUCAUUUUCAAGAGGCUGCCAAGCAAGCAGAUAAAACGAUCGUUCUACAGGAGGGAACAGUAAAGAUACUUGAUCAUCUGGUCGACAAGGGCUUUCCACAGAGCUCUCUUGACAAUUAUGCAGCGACCGAGCAGAAUCAAGGAGAGACAAGCAUAGUUUCGUCCAAGCAAGAAGGAAAGCUGGCCGAGGAGACACAAAGAGGGAGCGUUAGCGGGAAGAUAUACUGGGUUUACAUUACUUCUAUAUACGGAGGAGCCUUGGUUCCACUCAUACUUGCUUUCGAGGCUAUCCGCCAAGUUGGAUAG
Molecule: messenger RNA, 2019 nt
Organism: Selaginella moellendorffii
Lineage: Eukaryota; Viridiplantae; Streptophyta; Lycopodiopsida; Selaginellales; Selaginellaceae
Product: ABC transporter C family MRP4
Exons: 5
Coding region: 1-2019 (672 amino acids)
Biological process (GO): transmembrane transport
Cellular component (GO): vacuolar membrane; plant-type vacuole
Molecular function (GO): ABC-type transporter activity; ATP binding; ATP hydrolysis activity
Source: RefSeq, a predicted model, not a curated record